This is a messenger RNA of Phoenix dactylifera (date palm), 932 nucleotides long. The record is from RefSeq and is a predicted model, not a curated record. Lineage: Eukaryota; Viridiplantae; Streptophyta; Magnoliopsida; Arecales; Arecaceae.
AUCUCUUCUAUUCUUUUAUGAGACCCUUCUUUCCCUUCUUCAUCAUCUCCCCAAGGAGCUAAUAACCUCUCUCCUCUCCUCCCCCUCUUGUCCUGUUCUUCUAAAAUUAACCAUGACUGCCCUCAUCUUGUUUGCCAUCCUCUUCACUUGCGGCCUUAUCAACUCCUACUUCUUUUUCCACCCUUCAAAGGUCUUGGAAUGGCUUUGUUCGAUUCUUCAUAUAGCUUCUUCCACUCCAAAGCCAAAAGAGAGAGCUCCGAAGGAGGAGGACAGGGAAGUGGUGGUUAACAAGGUAAUAUUCGACAAGCCCGACCUUGAGACGAUAUUUGCCACCUUCGAUAAGGAUGGCGACGGCUUCAUCACUGCGAAGGAGCUCGAGGAGUCGCUCAAGAAGUUGGGGCUGUUCAGCACGAGAAAUGAGAUCACGAGCAUGAUGGAGAGGGUCGACACCAAUGGAGACGGUCUUGUAGACAUCGAGGAGUUUAGAGAGCUCUAUGAUUCGAUAGGAAGAGGCCGAGGACUGGGGCGAGGAGGAGAGGAUGGUGAUGAGAGAGGAGAGAGAAGUGGAGAAGUGGAGGAGGAAGAAGAAGAGAUGGAGUUGAGGCAGGCCUUCGAUGUGUUUGACGAGAACGGGGACGGGCUGAUAACGGUGGAGGAGUUGGGAUUGGUGCUGGCUUCUUUGGGGUUGAAGCGAGGGGCGACAGUGGAGGACUGCAGGGAUAUGAUAAGGAAGGUGGAUUUGGAUGGGGAUGGCAUGGUGAACUUUGAAGAGUUCAAGAAGAUGAUGAAGUGUGGAAAGGUCUUUUGAUGAUGCAAGUGUAUCACCUACCUCUGCAAUAUUGAGGAGAUCAUCUGUAGUUAGUGGACAGGGUAGUCUCUCUUCUUUGCCAAUGGUGUCUAUACCUUCAAAGAAACUUAUUCUAACUCUUUUU